AUGGCUUUGUCAAGGUCGCAGCCGUCGUGGCUGUCGAUGUUCUUCUCCAUAGUCGCUCUCCUGACACUCUCUACUCCUGUCCACUCCCUAUACUUCUACGUCCACGGACGACAGCCCAAGUGCUUCUAUGAGGAAUUGCCUAAGGAUACUUUGGUAGUCGGAAACUACCAAUCCGAAGUCUACAACCCUCAUCUAAAUGCCUAUGCCCCUGACAACAGUAUAUCUAUCACCAUUACCGUCGAUGAGGUCUUCGAUAACGACCACCGGGUUGUGUCUCAGAAGGGAGCUGACAAGGGACGGUACACCUUUUCCACCGCUGAUGCGGGACAGCACAAGCUAUGCUUCACUGCGGACUCGCAUGCCAACAGCGGAUGGCUCUCUGGAGCUUCUGGCCCAGUGAAAUUAAGUCUCGACAUGGCCAUCGGCGAGUCCAACCACUUGGAGUCUGGAGACAAGGGCAAGCUCGAUGACUUGGUUGAGAGAGUCAAGAACUUGAACGGAAGACUUCAGGACAUCCGCCGUGAACAAGUCUUCCAACGUGAACGAGAAGCCCAAUUCCGUGACCAGUCUGAAGCUACCAACUCACGUGUCGUCCGAUGGGCUUUGAUUCAAACCGCUGUCCUCGGAGUAACCUGUGUCUGGCAAUUCUCUCAUCUACGAAGCUUCUUCAUCAAGCAAAAGCUUACUUAA
Molecule: messenger RNA, 690 nt
Organism: Nannizzia gypsea CBS 118893
Lineage: Eukaryota; Fungi; Ascomycota; Eurotiomycetes; Onygenales; Arthrodermataceae
Product: ERP6
Exons: 3
Coding region: 1-690 (229 amino acids)
Biological process (GO): Golgi organization; endoplasmic reticulum to Golgi vesicle-mediated transport; intracellular protein transport
Cellular component (GO): COPII-coated ER to Golgi transport vesicle; Golgi apparatus; endoplasmic reticulum
Source: RefSeq, a predicted model, not a curated record